UCACCUUCCCCUCGCCAUGGGACACGGCUGCGCUGCCACCGCGGCCCCGGCCGUCACAUGAGUGGCCCUGGCGGCCAGGCAGGCGCCGGGCAGGCAGGACACCCUGCUCCCCUCUGGGCAGGACACCCUGCUCCCCUCCGGGCAGGACACCCUGCUCCCCUCUGGGCAGGACACCCCAAGCCCCUCCGGCCAGGACACCCCGAGCCCCUCUGCAGCUCAGCAUCCCCAGCACAGCUCCUGCCUGGGACACCUGGGACAAGGCUGACAGCACCAGCCUCGGCAGGGCUCACAGGCUUGGGGUGCUGCCACCAAGCCCUCGGGAACCUCCAGAGAGGACAGGGACCCCUCUUGGGCCAGGGCACCACGCAGGAGCAGCCAAGAUAACGCGGAGACUGCGGCCGCCGCCAUGCCCGACUCGCCGGCCGACGUGAAGACGCAGGCCCGCUCCACGCCGCCCAGCAUGCCCCCGCCCGCCGCCCAGGGAGCCUCGCGCCACCCCUCCUUCACACCCAGCACCAAUCGAGACGCUGGCCCUCCGACGUUUCUGCCUCGCGGCCGUUUUCAUGGUUGCUUGAAAUGGUCGAUGGUCUGUCUUUUGAUGAACGGGAGCAGCCACUCGCCAACCGCCAUCAAUGGGGCUCCAUCCACCCCCAACGGGUUCAGCAACGGGCCAGCCACCUCCUCCAGCGCCUCCCUGUCCACCCACCAGCUCCCUCCAGCCUGUGGUGCCCGCCAGCUCUCCAAGCUCAAGCGCUUCCUCACCACCCUGCAGCAGUUUGGGAAUGACAUCUCCCCCGAGAUCGGGGAGCGGGUGCGCACCCUCGUCCUGGGGCUCGUGAACUCCACCCUCACCAUCGAGGAGUUUCACGCCAAGCUCCAAGAGGCCACCAACUUCCCGCUGCGACCCUUCGUCAUCCCCUUCCUCAAGGCCAACCUGCCGCUGCUGCAGCGGGAGCUGCUGCACUGCGCCCGCAUGGCCAAGCAGACCCCGGCCCAGUACCUGGCCCAGCACGAGCAGCUGCUGCUGGACGCCAACGCCUCCUCUCCCAUCGACUCCUCCGAGCUGCUCCUGGAGGUGGGCGAGAGCGGCAAGAGGAGGACGCCAGACAGGACCAAAGAGAACGGUUUGGACCGAGACCCCCUGCACCCCGAGCACCUCAGCAAGCGGCCGUGCACCAUGAGCCCAGCGCAGCGCUACAGCCCCAGCAAUGGGCUGAGCCACCCCCCAAACGGGCUGGGGCACCCCCCCGCCGGCCCCCCCCUGCCCCAGCACUACCGCCUGGAGGACAUGGCCAUGGCACACCACUACCGGGACACCUACCGGCACCCCGACCCCCGGGAGCGCCAGCGGCCCGCCGCCGUGCACGGGACGCGGCAGGAGGAGGUGAUCGACCACCGGCUCACGGACCGGGAGUGGGCGGAGGAGUGGAAGCACCUCAACAACCUGCUGAACUGCAUCAUGGACAUGGUGGAGAAGACGCGGCGGUCGCUGACGGUGCUGCGGCGGUGCCAGGAGGCCGAUCGAGAGGAGCUCAACCACUGGAUCCGGCGCUACAGCGACGCCGAGGACAUGAAGAAAGGCAGCCCCCCCUCGGCACGCCCCCACAAUUCCUCCUCUGCUGCUGAGGCUCCCCAGUUAGACGCUCACCGGGACUUUGCGCCGCGGCCGCUCUCUGGGUACAUGCCCGAGGAGAUCUGGAGGAAGGCUGAAGAAGCCGUGAACGAGGUGAAGCGCCAGGCCAUGUCCGAGCUGCAGAAGGCCGUGUCGGAUGCCGAGCGCAAAGCCCACGAGCUGAUCACCACGGAGCGCGCCAAGAUGGAGCGGGCCCUGGCCGAGGCCAAGCGCCAGGCGUCCGAGGAUGCCCUCACCGUCAUCAAUCAGCAGGAGGACUCGAGCGAGAGCUGCUGGAACUGCGGGCGGAAGGCGAGCGAGACGUGCAGCGGCUGCAACACCGCGCGCUACUGCGGCUCCUUCUGCCAGCACAAGGAUUGGGAGAAGCACCACCACGUCUGCGGGCAGACUCUGCAGGGGCUGCCGGGCCCCGCCGCCCCCGGGCCGGGCCAGCCCGACGGGGUGCCCGCCAUGGCCAGCAGCCCCAGCGAGACGGGCUCGGUGGCCGCGUCCCGCGCCGGCACUCCGGCCACGCCGGCGCCGCUGGACAGCGCGUCCCGCUGAGCCGCCCUCGGGCUGCCAGAGCCACGGACUGACUGCACCCCGUGCAAUUUCCUCAGCUACCUGACUCGUGUGACCUCCGAAACGACCUCUCUAGCUCUCACAACUAAUCCUCACGGAUCCUCAAACUGGGCUUUAAGUGGAGUUAAGGCAAAUACCGGUCUCUGUUCUUUCUUCAGUCUUUGUUUUGGCUUUUUUCGGUUGGUUUUCUGUCGGUUGGGGGAUUGUGGUUUGGGAUUUUUUGGGUUUUUUGGCUGUUUUUGUUUUUCUUUUUUGCUCUUUGGAUGAGGGAUUUGGCUCCAGCAUCACCAAGCAGUGCUGUGGGGAGAGACCAGCCUGAUCCCAUCCCCCAUCAACGCUGCCGAGGGGCUCACUUGGAGGAGGAAAGAACCUUCUUUUCUUCAUCUCUCUCUUCCUUUUUUUUUCUUUUUACCUUUUUUUUUUUUUUUUUGUAAAAAAAUAAAGAAAAUAAAAAAGAAAACGUCGGACUCUUUGGCUUUAAGUAAGAAAUUGUAAAAAAGAAAAAAAAAGAAAAAAAAGAAAAAAAAAAAAAGGAAAAAUCCAAAAACCAGACGACGCGUGACGGACGCUCACCUGUAACUACCUUGCUAGCUAGCCAAGAACAGACCAGACUCACCUCUGCUCCAAAGGAAAUCCAAAACCAAGGAAGAUCCAAACGUCUCUCCACUGCCAAAGUUCGUUUCGUUCUGUUGUCGCUUCCUUCCCCUCCCCACAAGGAUGGAUGGACAUGCCCCUGGGGCUUUAAAGAAUUUCUAUUAAAAUAAAGCAAAAAAAAAAAAAAAAAAAAGUGUUUUUUUACUAAAACCCCAACCCCCAAGGCGUGGGAGGGGGAGAUGGGGCUGAGAACCGCAGCCGGAGCCGGCACAUCUCUACCUCUGCCCGCCACCACCCUGGAAAAGGAGAACAAAAAGGAGAUUAAAAAAAAAAAACAAAAUAAAAAAAAUUAAAAAAAGGAAGUUAAAAGACAGAAUUUGGGUUUCUCCCUCCCCGAAGGCGUCGGGGGACCCCCAUCCCUUCACUGCCAGGCUGCUCCCACGCCCCGCGCUGGAUUUGUUUCACAAGGAUUUUUAAGAGGAAAAGGAAAGGAAAAGGAAAGGAAAAGGAAAGGCAAAGGAACGCUGCCGCCUUCCUGGCCAAGGACAAUGUGGAUUCUUUGGGAUUCUUGCCUCGCUGGAGCGGCACGGAGGAGGAAGUGCAAUAGGGGAAGUGCGAGCUCCGAGCGGAGGCAGCAGUGCUGUGCGCUAAUGUGAAUGUAAAUAGUGUCUGCAGAGGUCCAAAAAUGAACCAUAAUAAUAAUAAUGCUAGUGAUAAUAAUAAGAGACGUUUGCCAAAUAAAGGAUGAGGAGGAAGCGUGGAGCCGUGGCGCUGGCCCGAGCGAGGCCUGGCAUCGAGAGGAGCUGUAGUUUUUCUGCAUUUGCAAAACCCAUCCUGUGUGUUUUCCGUAGGGGAGGAAGAGGAGGGAAGGGCUCCGGGCUGGGGGGUUGUGCUGCCGGUCACAGGGCUGGGCUGGGCCACAGCAGAGCUUGGGAUGUGCCAAGGGUGAUGUCACUGGCCCUGUGCCACUGGCAUCCAGCCCUGCUGGGUGUUCUGUGCACCCCAAGGCCUUGGUGCAUCCCCUGGGAGGGCUCUGCUCACCCUAAAAUCUUGGUGUGUCACCUUGGAUGAGUUCUGUGCACCCUGAGACCCUGGGGGGUUUCUGUGCACCCUGAGAUCUCUCUGAAUCCUCCCAGGGUUCCUCUUCUGAGGUCUCGGUGCAUCCUCCCAGGAGGUUUCCCUGCACCCCAAGAUCUUGGUGCGUCCUCCUGGGAAGGUUCUGUGCACCCCAAGGUCUUGGUGCAUCUCCCCAGAGGUUUCCUGUGCACCCCAAGGUCUUGGCACAAGCCCGGGGACGUUUCUGUGCCCCCCAAGACCCCGGUGCACCCCCUGGGUGGUUUCUGUGCCCCCCCCAACCCUGGGAGCUUUGCCGGGUGCCCCUCCCGUGACUGUUCACUUUAUUUAUGGUGUGACAUAUGUAAUAUUGUCUAUUUUUCUUACGUUUCCUGAGAAGAGGUAAUAUAUAAGAGUAUUGCAGAUGCCCCUGCUCGCCCGGGUGUGCGGCCCGUCCCCGCCGUGUCCCCGCCUGUCCCCACCUGUCCCCGCGCGCCCCCGGCCCCGCUCCUGCCGGGGCUCUGCCUCUCUACCUCCACCUCGCCGGGAAACCGGGGGCGAGAGCCCUUCCCCAGGGACUGCUCUCCUUUCCGCUCCACUCCCUGCUGGUUUGCUUUUUUUCUUUUUUCUUUCUUUCUUUUUUUUUUUUUUUUUUUUUUUUUUUUUAAUUUUAAUUAAGAAUAAAACUACCCUACAGAACCUUGCAUUGAAACCAAAAGCCGAGGGAGGGGAGGGGGGGGGACGGCGGUGACGGGCGGCCAAACCAGAACGACAGCUUUAAAUGUCAGAUUUCCCAAAAAAAAAAAAAAGAAAAUUGUGCUGCGGGGAGGACGGAGCGGCCGCGGGGCUGCAGCGAUGCUGUGGGUGCUUCCCUGGGGGUUUGCUCCGAAAUGGUGGUGGUGGGGGCCAAGGGACGUGUGCCACGUGCUGUGCCCCUUUGGUGGCACCUCGGGGAUGGCAGCGUGGUGCUGGCACAGCCUGGCCGGGGCGGGGGCUGGGGGGGAGCCUGGGGACACGGGGUGCCACAGCAGGUCCCCGUGGCUGCUCACAGCUCCCGGGUGUCCUGCUCCCGUCACGGCUGGGGCAGGGGGACGGUGCUGGGGACACGGGGACAGCGUGUCGCAGGUGCCCGUGCCCGUGCCCGCCAGGAGGCAGAGCCCAGGGCGCUGGGUGCUGGUGUGGCACCGAGCUGGGAGGUGGCAGGAGGGACGUGGCUCUCUGAUGCCUCCCGCGGCACCAGGGUCCCCUCUCCAGCCCCUUCCUCUCGUUCCCAACCCAAAAUCCCAGCUGAAACCAAAGUGCCACGUCCCGGCGAGGCUGGAGCAGGGGUCCCACACCUGUCUGGCUUUUGCUCCAUCACUGCCAGAGCCCCCCAACUCCCCCUGAAGCAUCUCCUCUUCCUCCUCCUCCUCUUCCUCCUCCUCCGGGGGCUGCUGGGGUCUCCCUCUGCAUCCCAGUGGCUCUGAGGCUGGGGACGAGAUGCCACUGUGUUCCCUGGUCCCAGGCACUGUGAUGGGGUGUCCCCCGUGCGGUGGCAGCCCCGGGGGCUCCUGCGAUGUCCCCGAACGCCACGGCCCCGGCAGGGAGGUGGUGCCGGUGUCCCCCGUCCCCGCCGGCCGCGGCAGCACCGCUUCGCCGAGCCCUGCGGGGCUGAGCCCUGCCCGUGCUGCCCUGCCAGCCCCAGGAUGGGGACACCGGGGACCUGAGGGGCUGGAAACCAGAGCCCCCCGCCCGGGCCAGGCGUGGGGCCAGCCCAGAGAGAUGACGUGUAGGACUUUCCUUCGGCAUGCUGUCCCCCCUUGCUGUUCCCCGCUUUCUCUAAGUGUACUGUAUGUUUGACCUGUGAAAGAUGUAAACUUUAUGAUUCAGGUUAUGUCUGUUCUUAACUCUGUAUCUGUGUAAUAAAGACAAUUUAAUAUCAA
Serinus canaria (Common canary) is the source of this 5763-nucleotide messenger RNA. It is a transcript of the gene CBFA2T3, whose product is annotated as CBFA2/RUNX1 partner transcriptional co-repressor 3. NCBI's taxonomy places the organism in Eukaryota, Metazoa, Chordata, Aves, Passeriformes, Fringillidae. Gene Ontology annotation, molecular function: transcription corepressor activity. Gene Ontology annotation, biological process: negative regulation of DNA-templated transcription; DNA-templated transcription. The coding region runs from base 407 to 2176 and encodes 589 amino acids. The transcript is spliced from 12 exons. The record is from RefSeq and is a predicted model, not a curated record. Gene Ontology annotation, cellular component: nucleus.